This is a messenger RNA of Encephalitozoon hellem ATCC 50504, 1167 nucleotides long. RefSeq lists its product as uncharacterized. NCBI's taxonomy places the organism in Eukaryota, Fungi, Microsporidia, Unikaryonidae. The coding region runs from base 1 to 1167 and encodes 388 amino acids. The transcript has a single exon. The record is from RefSeq and is a predicted model, not a curated record.
AUGGACUCAAGGCAAAACCUGGUCGAUAAAAUUGACAUAUUCUUCUUACUGAAGCAGCAGAAACUUGUCACCAAAGAAGAAUUGAGGGUUCUUCUACCUACUCAGUCAUACGAGGAUUAUAAUGUAAAUUACUAUAGAAGAAGGAUUCCUGAGGUGUUUGAUAGAAACAUCAAAAAAGAAUGGUUCAUAUAUAGGUAUUUGGACGACUCCUUUUACGAUGAAAAAAGGAAAGCCAUUCAAAAUAUCUACACAUUCAAGGUCGACGGUCCAUGCAUAAUAGCAAGAAAUCUACCAGAAGACAUGCCUGGCUCGGUCAUAUGCUCUACGCUCCUUAAAUGUGAAGAUCUGGAGAGGUUUUGGAUUCAACAGCAGUCAUCACAAAAUGGAUUUUCUAGGACGUGCUACAUCAUUCUAAAGAAGGAGGCAAGUGUAGAAGAUUCUAUAAAAUUCAUGAAAUCUAUUUUUGACAGAGGACUGGGAAUAGAAAUCGAAGAAUUUGACGUUUCUGGGGUAAAGGAACCCGAAAUAUUGCCUGGAGGCGGUGAUUACUCAAUGGCAAGGUCAAUAUUCGAUUCCAUGUGUAAGAUUUUUGACAUAAAUGAAGAAGAAGUACUCAAAAAAUAUUCAUUAACACUAGGAAAUACCUCUGUAAAUCAGAAUACCGCAGAAUUCAUUUGUGGAGCACUUAGAAACAUAUUUCUCUAUUGCUACACAUGUGCACAUCAGUAUGAUGAUCCUCUCGAGAUGAUGAUGGGAUGCAGAAACCACAAAGAAACAGAUGCAGCAUCAAGAAGAAGAGAAUUUUUGUGCAAUUAUAGAGGAUUCGGGUAUCUCAGUGCAAAAACCAAGGAAGAAGAGCUUAACAACAUGACUACAAUUGUUAACGAAAACCAUUAUAAAUGCGGAUUCUGUGGAAAGUCAUUUGAAAGUGAAAAGUUUAUAUUUAAUCACUUUAACAACAAACACGAGAGUGAGAUUAAGAGAAUCGAAAAAAACAUAGAGGACUUUAAGAAGUUCCUCUCCAGAAUCGACUGUUUCAUGCUGAGCAUUGUCGAAGGUACAGAUGAUGAUAGAGUCCCAAGGUUUCUACUUCCAAACAUUAAGGAUGAUAGAAUAGUAUAUGAUAUGGGAUCGGUCUUCAGUGGGGAAAUAUCUAUCGGUAAAUAA